AUGCCUAGACCCUUCAACAGCUUGAUUGCUCGCAAGUAUGGCCGCAAUGCCGGUCCAGAAGCUUCGACGGAGCAAUCACCAUCAACGCCACCUUUCCUUGGUCUCCCGGAGGAGAUUGUUCAAAGCAUUGCUCGAAACCUCUUCCUCUAUCCCGUUUACAAAGACGACGACAAGGACCGCAAAAAGGCCGGGGAAAAAGCGCUCUUCGCGCUUCGAUUAACAUGCAAAGACAUAUACUGGAAGACCUAUCACCUCUUCGGUACACGUUUCUUCUCAACAGGAACUCAGGUGCUCUUCGGCAGACAUAGUCUCCAUGAUGGUGGCCUCUCCCUGGGCUACAAUCGGGAAUUUAUGAAAUUGUCGAAGCACCGUGAGCUUGCCAGCUUCGUUCGGAGCAUCAUGAUUGGGCACGUGAACUUCGGACUGCCAGAGGAAUAUUACAGCAAGGAUUACCGUGAGAAGGAGCGGUUCAGGAAAGCGGUUUAUCGGGUUAAGGGCGGUAUGCUGCACCACUUCGCGCGGUUUGAAGAGAAGUUCAAGAUCCUGGAUACGAAGUCUCUGGCCAAAGCCAUGGCUCGCUUCCCAAAUCUCGAAAAGAUCGAGUUCAGUGACGAGCCAAUAUUCCACGGGGCUAGAAAGCGAUGGGUACGAUUAGUUGCACCACUUGGUGACGAUGCAGAUCAAGAUUGGUGCUCAGCAUGCAGCACGUUACCGCUGGCAUGCCUCCGAACACGUGCGAUUACAUCGAUGAUAUCCGCACUGGCUGUUGCAGGAAUUAAGCCUCGAGUACUGGGCCUAUAUCCGAGCCUGCGGCGAAAGCUACGAAGCUACCUACAAAAGUUCCCCAGCAGCGAGUUUGAAGGGAUCGCAGAGUUCUUUUCGGAAGUACGCGACGUACAGAUUAGCGUCUUCGACUGCAAUUGCGACUAUGAUGCAAAGCUCUGCUGCAGAUAUACGAAGGCGCCGCAAUCUAGCUCGACUUCCGAUUUCUUUGUACGGUUGCUCCGGUCUACGACUCGCCUCCAUAGGUUGUACAUCUGCCACAACAUCACGAAUGCGCCAACUCCAUCGAUCCGCAAACUGGUGGCUGCAGAAGUUCACAUGCCAAAGCUGAGGACCCUUCACCUAGAACAGCUUGGCGCACGUGCUGAAGACCUUGUGAUGCUGUUAAGGAGACACUCUGAGACGCUGGUAAAGGUGGAGGUGAAUGCUGUCAUUCUGACUCAAGGAACCUGGCAGGAGGUACUCGAGGAACUUCAAACUUGUCAUAAACUCAUCGACUUCCGGACCGUUGCCCCUACCGAGGGUGAGUUCAUUCCAGACAAGAUUCCAGACCUAGCCACGAAGCAGAGCAACGUAAAAGGACGCGUGGUUCUCUUCGGUGACGACGAGCCAAGGAAAGAGGCAUUUAUGAGAUGGAGUGGUGAAACUUUGCACCUCGUGGAAUGGCUGGCGAUUGUGAACAGGCCCCCGGGAGGAGAUGAUGAUGCAAGCGGGUGGAAAUUCGAGGGUAGGGAGGUGGUUAGGACCGGUUUGCAAUUUCUGCUGGACCAUACGAGGUACUUCACUUCUGUCACUCUUCCCAGGGUGUAG
Mytilinidion resinicola is the source of this 1593-nucleotide messenger RNA. RefSeq lists its product as uncharacterized. The record is from RefSeq and is a predicted model, not a curated record. Bases 1 to 1593 code for a protein of 530 amino acids. The transcript has a single exon. NCBI's taxonomy places the organism in Eukaryota, Fungi, Ascomycota, Dothideomycetes, Mytilinidiales, Mytilinidiaceae.